This is a messenger RNA of Bacillus rossius redtenbacheri, 7242 nucleotides long. It is a transcript of the gene mew, whose product is annotated as integrin alpha-PS1. The record is from RefSeq and is a predicted model, not a curated record. Gene Ontology annotation, molecular function: integrin binding. Gene Ontology annotation, biological process: cell adhesion mediated by integrin; cell-cell adhesion; cell-matrix adhesion. The coding region runs from base 167 to 3475 and encodes 1102 amino acids. Gene Ontology annotation, cellular component: integrin complex; external side of plasma membrane. NCBI's taxonomy places the organism in Eukaryota, Metazoa, Arthropoda, Insecta, Phasmatodea, Bacillidae. The transcript is spliced from 19 exons.
GGAUCGCUGGCUGCAGUCUUUCCCACGUUAUCGCGGCAAGGGGUUUACUUUGCGCUCUGCCGCCGCGCGUCAGUCGAGGGAGUUUUUUUAUUGGCCGUGUGUGUGCGUGUUGGGCUGUUUGUUUCGUGGGCGGCGCGCGUUCGCCGUGGCUGGAAGUGUCGCGAAGAUGGGGUCGAACGGCUUGUAUGCGUGUUUCCUGCUGCUACUGCAGAUGCACGCAAAUUCCGUCCGGGCCUUCAACCUGGAACCCCGCAUCCCACUCAUCAAGAAAGGCAGUCCUGGGUCUUAUUUCGGCUACUCGGUGGCGGAGCACCAGACGGUGGACGACAUAACUCAAAACGUCGACAGCAGCUGGCUGCUGGUGGGCGCGCCGCUGGACCAGAACCUGCAGCCGCGCACCAACAGGUCCGGCGCGCUGUGGCGCUGCCCCAUCACCACGCUGGCCGGGGACUGCGAGCAGGUCGUCACUGACGGCAAGCGAACGGCUUCAGACGGCCAGUAUGACUCGUCCAUCGACUCCUCGGAGCUGAUGCCGCCGCUGGAAGACGAGGUGAAGGACGGCCAGUGGCUGGGCGUGACGGUGCGCAGCCAGGGCGCGGGCGGCAAGGUCAUGGUGUGCGCGCACCGCUACGUGAGGAAGGGCAACGACUACCAGUGGGGGCAGGGCAUGUGCUACACCCUCACGCAGUACCUCGACUACGACGAGUCCUGGGAGCCGUGCAAGGGCCGCCCCGUCAACAAGGCGCACGAGCAGUACGGCUACUGCCAGGCGGGCACCAGCGGCGUGCUGCUCAACGACACAGCAGUCAUCGGCACCCCGGGGCCCUACACCUGGAGGGGCACCGUCUACGUCAUCAGCGUGUCCGACGACUACCUGAGCCGCGACAAGACCAUGUACUACGGCCCGCUGUCCGACCUCGACUACCCCGUCGACAAGUACAGCUACCUGGGCAUGUCGGUGACGGCGGGCCGGUUCCUGGGCGACGCGCUGUCCUACGCCGCGGGCGCGCCGCGCUCCAACGGCACGGGCCAGGUGGUGCUGUUCGCGCUGCGCCCCCCCGCCAACCCCAUGGCCGUGGCGCUGGUGCUGGGCGGCGAGCAGUUCGCCUCCAGCUUCGGCUACGAGGUCGCCAGCGCCGACGUCGACGGCGACAAGUUGCCCGACCUGAUAGUUGGCGCUCCGUUCUUCUUCAGCGAGGACCAGGGAGGGGCCGUGUACAUCUACAUGAACAACCCGGAGCGCUGCCUGGACUGCCACAAACCCGUCCGACUCACGGGCAAGCCGGAGUCCAGGUUUGGUUUUGCCAUCGCCAGUUUGGGAGAUCUCAACAAGGACGGCUUCGACGACAUUGCGAUUGGUGCGCCGUACGAAGGCGAAGGCGUCGUGUACAUCUAUUUGGGGUCCAGUAACGGCAUAUUGACGACCCCGUCACAGAUCCUGAGGGCGGCAGACUUCCCGAAGCAGAACCGGCCGCAGAAGACGUUCGGGUACUCGCUGAGCGGGGGCCUGGACGUGGACCAGAACGGCUACCCCGACCUGCUGGUGGGGGCCUACGAGUCGGACAGCGUGGUCCUGGUGCGCUCCCGCCCCAUCAUCGGCAUCGUCACCACCAUCGAGCCGGACGCCCGGCACCGCAAGAUCGACCCGGGCAAGCAGGGCUGCGCGAGCGACCCUUCGUCCGAGCACACCUGCUUCUCGUUCGAGACGUGCUGCGUGGUGGAAGCGCGGGUCAGGUCGCAGCGGCGCGGCGCCCAGAACCUGACGGUGAGCUACGGCAUCGAGGCGGAGGUGUUCCCGGGCAGCCCCAAGAAGUACUCGCGGGUGUGGUUCGGGCAGGAGGGGGGCGGGGGCGACGCCCCUCACGUCGUCAGGAAGACCCUGCAGCUGGCGCCGGACCCCCGGCGCGGCCACCGGCUGGCGCACUGCGAGACUGAGACCGUCUACAUCUCGCGCAACGCCAGCGACAUCCAGUCGCCCAUCGACUUCCGGCUGACGUACGCGCUGGUGCAGCGCGAGCCGCGCCAGGCGGCGCCCGGCCGGCCGCUGCCCGCCAUCGACGACCACCCCAUCCUGAACCAGCAGGAGGCGUCCAAGACCUUCCGCUUCGCCUUCCAGACGGACUGCGGGGACAACGACGUGUGCGAGAGCGAGCUGCGCGUGCAGGCGGGCCUGCUGCUGCCCCCAGGCCGCCGGCCCGGCUCCUGGGAGCUCCUGCUGGGGGAGCAGAAGGAGGUGCGUCUCAACGUCACCGUCCAGAAUCUCAACGAGUCGGCGUACGACGCGUGGCUGCACGUCGCCUUCCCCCCCAGCCUGGCCUACAUCUCGCACCUGGCGGAGCUGAAGCACACGCCGUGCGACAGGUUCAACGUGACGCUGGUCUCCUGCAAGCUGGGGAACCCCUUCAAGAAAGGCAACGUCGCCAACGUCAUCCUUCGAUUCGACCCGACGGGCAUCAAGGACAUCGAGCCCGACCUCCGGUUCGUCGUGUUCGCCAACUCCACCUCCGAGGAGCGACGCCCCCAGGGCCCGCUCGCGGUGCAGGCGGACGUCAUACGGAAGGCAGAGGUCUCGAUUGCCGGGAGCGUGUACCCCGACCACGUGUUCUACGGAGGCGAGGUGCGCGGGGAGUCGGCGAUGGAGUACCGCAGCGACGUGGGGUCCCGGGUGCUGCACUCCUUCGUGGUGCGCAACAAGGGCCCGUGGAGGGUGAGCAGCCUCACCGUGGCCGUGGAGUGGCCGUUCCAGGUGGCCAACGACAAGCCGCGCGGCAAGUGGCUGCUCUACCUGGACGAGAUGCCCACCGUGGAGGCGGUGGGCGGGGGGGAGUGCCUGUUGGCGGAGGACCAGGUGAACCCGCUGGGGCUGCCGCAGCGGCCGGGGCUCUCCGAGGCGCCCCUGGAGGCGCUCACGCUCCCAGCGGAGCCCCCGGCGCCCGCUGACGCCAGCGACCGCCCGCGCUCGCGCCGCGACACGGAGAUGGUGGUCCGUGCCGAGGCCUACACGGGCAAGGACGGCCGCAGGCACGAGGUCGUGAAGAUGGACUGCCUGCUGGGGACGGCCAAGUGCUUGAAGUUCAACUGCACGGUGUUCAACUUGAACAAGAACAGAGAGGCCACCAUCAAGAUACGAGCCAGGCUGUGGAACUCGACGCUGGUGGAGGACUACCCCAGAGUGGACUCGGUCAACAUCAGCUCCCGGGCCAAGGUGCACCUGCCCAGGCACCUGGGCAUCCAGCAGGACACCGCCAACGACGAAACCCAGGCGGUGACGAUCGCGUACCCGGACCGCAUCGACCAGCAGGAGCCGGAGGCGGUGCCCGUGUGGAUCAUCGUGGUGGCCGCGGUGGCGGGCCUGCUGCUGCUGGUGCUGCUGGUGCUGGUGCUGUGGAAGCUGGGCUUCUUCAAGCGGCGCCGGCCCGACCCCACCCUGUCGGGCAACCUGGAGAAGCACCGCGAGGACAACGGCCAGUUCUGACGAGCCCUCGAGAGACCGUCCCGGCGGCGUUCCGUGUUCUCGACCAGCGGGGCUUUGAACAGCACGCGAGACAUUUCAGUGGAACCUCACUUUCAAGUAUCCAACUCGAAGGAUUCCUCACUUGAACAUAUGUACCUCGGAUAAGCACAAAAAUCAGUGGAUAUCACGGAUAGAAUCAAGCAGGGGCGUAGACAAGGGGGGGUUUUAGGGGUUCAGAACCCCCCCCCCCCCCCCCACCAGCUCCAAAUCUUAAAUUAAUUUCUUAUUCAUCACUCAUACAAAUUUCAUAUUAAAAUUAAUAAAAUUUUUACCAUUACAAUAUUUAAAUUUAAGUGCCGAAAACUGCUAAAAUAGCACUAUUUUACACCUUAAAAUCAAAAUUUUCCUGGGGGAGGACCUCCGGACCCCCCGCUUUAAUAUGGGGGAAGGGGCCAUGCUUCUUAACCCCCCCCCCCCCCCCCAAUACACAAAUCCUGGCUACACCACUGGAAUCAAGUAAUGCUGUCUUCAUUUUAAAGUAUCCAACUUAAAGGAUUUCUCACUUGAAUGUACCACGGAUAAGCAAAAAUCUUGGAUAUCAUGGAUAGAAUCAAGUAAUGCUGUCUUCACUUUAAAGUAUCCAACUUAAAGGAUUUCUCACUUGAAUAUACGGACCUCGGAUAUAGCAAAAAUCCUUGGAUAUCACGGAUAGAAUCAAGUAAUGCUGUCUUGACUUUAAAGUAUCCAACUUAUAGGAUUUCUCAUUCUAACGUACCUCGGAUAAGCAAAAAUCCUUGGAUAUCACGGAUAGAAUCAUGUAAUGCUGUCUUUAGUUCUCAGUGGUAUCAGUUUUUUAAGGGUGAUGUUUUUUUUUUCCCAAAUUUUCAUCAGUGUAGUAGAUUCUUUCGUGAUUGGCUCAACCGAAUAAAUUGUAUCAGGGAGGUUAAUUUUUAAUCAAAGCUUUCGAGAACGGUUGGAUAAUUUUCUAGGUCCUCAAUUAACUUUUUCAGCAGUCUCUGCUGGUAAUGGCACUUAAGGUAAGACUUUGAUAACACGGAACCUCAGUUAAUCUAGACUCAACUGUACCUAUUUUCAAAAUAAUUUUUUUUUUAAUUUUUAAGAACAAAUGCGAUUUUAUUCCAGGUACACUGUAACAAAAUUUCGCUGUUCCAAAAAAAAAAAUCCUUUUUAUGUACUUAUUGUUUAUUUGAAAGUGAAAAAUCUUUUUAAAGUGGGGUAUUUUUACAAUGAGAUUUGUAUCAAACUACACGUUUGUUCCAAUUCGUUGUCAGUUGGAACAUGUGUUGGACUGUCGUGCAGUUGUAGAAGGGGAUCACUGUCGGAAGAGUCUUGAUUCCAGAAUGUUUGAACUAGCUGGGGCGCACCACAGACGCGUCUGAUACGUGGUUGCGAUCUAAGGACAAGACCCUCUAUUAUUGACAUCUCCGUACUCUGAGUAGCUUCAGGUGUCCCACAGGAACAAGAAUUUCUAGCCACUCAAGUUUCUAAAAUACAGUUGUUAUAGCUUUGGAGGUUCGUAAAAGAAGGCUGUUUUAUUUGUGCGUGUUUAAAAGAGAAGAUGGCUGUUUCUCGAGCUAUUCAGAAAGUAAAUAAAAAAAAAAAAAAAAUGGAAGCUAAAACUAGAAGUUGUACAUCAUAAAUGACAAUGCCUGAGAAACAAAACUUUAUUUGGUAUUCACAGACAUGCCGUGAAGAUUGUUGUGUGUUCACACAUUUUUGCAACUUUUUUUUCGUCCUUGCAAGUUAUAUCAUCAUACCCUUCGCAACUUGUGGACUUGUGUAUUGACAAUGUUUGUGAGUGAAAUGUGUUCAUAAAAUGGGAUUUAUGGCACGCGUUGUGUCAACAGUAAACAUUCACAAAACAGACGCUUAGUUCCUAUUGACGUAGUUUAUUUCGUGUCGACUGUCGGAAGUAUUACCACUGCCACAAUUCAGCGUGAGAGUGGUUAUGAGCUCAUUUGGGCAUCUCGAGAUUUUCUUGUUUCAGAAAACUUGGUUUUGCUACAUUUCACGUGACUUUACUAAUUUUGUUGCUGUAAUUCAUAUUUUAAAAAAAAAUUACAUUUAUAUAUGAACAAUUUAUAAUUUUCAAUGUCCAAAUAAAUGCUCGUAUGUCUUGUUUUAUCAAAUUACUGGAUUUAGUUCAACAAGUUUGUUCUGUAACCAUUAAUAGAAAAGCAAAGUAACUCUUUAAUAAUUCGAAAUUCUUUUAAACCUGACUUUCAGAAAAUAUGCAAGAAUACAUCUUACAACAGAAAGGAUAAUUUUUGGAACUGUACAUGCUGCUGCUGUUAUGGGCUAGAACUAACCAGCUCUUUUUGCAUGUUAAAUCUCUCUGAUCAUGUAUUGACUGAAUCUGCACAGAAAUACGUACAUUCAGAACAACUUGAUGGGUGUUAAGACAAGGAAGGUAUUAUUUACAUGUUUGUGUUCCAUUUUAUGUUUUAAUCAUGUAGACAUAUUAAAGGUUGUUACUGCUAAUGAUAACUCACAAUUUGUUGACCACUACCAUAUUUCACGUUUAUUCUCCUGUUGCAUUUUGUUUGGAUGGAAUUAUGUCAUACUAGGAAGUCACACAGAAAGUCUGGACAUCCGGAGAUGUUGCAAAUCCAAGUACAACCUGGAACAUUGUAAUACAGCUGAAACAAUAUGUUCUCUAGGUGCCCGCUACUAGGCUGUGCGAAUAUAAGUUUUUUUUUUUGUUAUAAUCAAUUUACAUAGAAUAUUAAGACUGGUGAAAAUUAUUUCUUUCAGCAACAUUUUUAUUAUAGUUUAAAAGUCGUAUUUUAACAAAUACAUGUACUAUAUGGUAUUUCAUGUUAAUUGUUAUAAAUACUGCAAAUUUUAAACUAUAAAAAAAAAGGUAAGCUUUAUAUAUUUUUUUUCCAGUUGCAAACAACGUAUUGUUUGGUUGUUUUCAACUUAUAUAAAUAAUCUUGAUUUUGAUCAUUGCAUAAUAUAGGUAACAUGAAACAGCUUCACUAAAACUUAAAUUACAAACAAAUAUUAGUUAUUUCAGAGUGUAAGUACAUAUGUACUUGAAAUCGAUCUGAACACAAGUAAUAAAUUAUUGGUUUCGGUAUUUGAAAAUUUUAGUAUUCGCACAGAUCUGCGUGCAAAAUACGGUGUGGAUGUGUUAAGUGUAUUGGAAGCGUAACUGUAAGCAUGUAUUUUCUUUUUAUUUUUUCUUUCUUGAUGGCUGUGAAGUUUGCAGCUGUUGUGCGUGAAUUCAAACAUCGACCACAGUGACGUGGGAAUGACGUGAAGGAUCUCUGUGCCUCCCGCCAGCGAUUGCCUGGCCGACAGCGAAAAACGAUUUGUUAAUCGUUAACAGGGCCAGUGGAAAACUUUUUAUUUUUUAACCCCAGUUAUCAGAGUAUGAUGAAAAUUAUUACGAAGUGUUGAAAAGAGAUGAUAGUUAUAAAUAAACUUUAUUAUAUAAAAAUGUUUAUACCUGUAGAACUGUGGUGAAAAAGAAAAAAAAUAUUUGUUGUGAAAUGAUACUGUAGUGUGAAUUGUUGUAUUUUAUUUUUUUUUCACAUGAAGCAAGACAUUACACAACAUAAUACAGUGUAUAUACAUAUAUUUUAUGGACUUAUGCACAAAGUGUGGUAUUAUGCCUGUAUUUUUUUUUGUUGAUAUGAGUGCUAUUAUGGUUAACAGUAUUUUGUAUUUAAUUUAUUUUCAGUGUGCCUUAUUUUGAUGGAAAAUGUAUAUCUUUUACAGAAACUUGCUCACACAUCAAAUAAAUGAUUUCCCACAGACUA